UUUCUCUCCAGAAACCAGCAAACAUCCUGGUGAUGGGGGAGGGUCUCGAACGAGGAAGAGUUAAAAUCGCUGACAUGGGUUUUGCCAGAUUAUUUAACUCUCCCCUCAAGCCGCUGGCAGACCUGGAUCCUGUGGUGGUGACGUUCUGGUACAGAGCCCCCGAGCUUCUGCUGGGCGCUCGACACUACACCAAAGCUAUUGACAUUUGGGCAAUUGGCUGCAUCUUUGCGGAGCUGCUAACAUCAGAGCCCAUCUUUCACUGUCGCCAAGAAGAUAUCAAGACAAGUAACCCCUUCCAUCACGACCAGCUGGACAGGAUAUUCAGCGUCAUGGGUUUCCCUGCAGAUAAGGACUGGGAAGACAUUCGAAAGAUGCCCGAGUAUCCGACUCUGCAGAAGGACUUCAGGAGGACAACAUACGCAAACAGCAGCUUAAUCAAAUACAUGGAGAAGCAUAAAGUCAAACCAGACAGCAAAGUGUUCCUUCUGCUCCAGAGACUCCUCACCAUGGAUCCCACCAAAAGAAUCACAUCAGAGCAGGCACUGCAGGACCAGUACUUCCUGGAGGACCCAUUACCCACCACUGAUGUGUUUGCUGGAUGUCAGAUACCCUACCCAAAACGAGAGUUUCUCAACGAGGACGAGCCAGAGGACAAAACAGAGAAGAACCAGACCCAGCAGCACCAGCAGACGGCAGGUCAGAACCAGGCCCAGAACCAGGCCCAGAACCAGCAGCAGACCACAGCCCAGCAGGCUCCGUCCCAGCAGACUUCUGCCCAAACCAACGGCACCACCGGCACCACAGGAACCACCACAGGUGGAGGUUUACAACACAGCCAGGACCAGGGACCGCCCAACAAGAAAGCCCGGAUCGGGCCCUCUGGGGCUUCCUCAGGCACAGGAGUGUUACAGUCAGAUUACCAGGUGAGUGGCAGGUUCAGUGUGUGUCCUCACAAUAAUCUACUGUAGUGCUCCUGAGCCAGACAUUACUCACACUGUUUUACAUGUUAUCAGUCAUAUUGGCAGCGGUGUAAGUGUCAGGGGGGCCCGGGCGUCGUCAGGGACCAGGAUGACAAAAAAAGAGGUUCAGAAGUUUAUUUCUAUACGUGAAACUAGACAGGUUUUCCAGUGUGUGGCCAGUCACCUGCCUACAUGGUGACAAUAGCACUUCUCACGAGUGGCUGUGCAUGUGUGUGUGUGUGUGU
Solea senegalensis (Senegalese sole) is the source of this 1204-nucleotide messenger RNA. Its product is annotated as cyclin-dependent kinase 19-like. The transcript is spliced from 8 exons. The record is from RefSeq and is a predicted model, not a curated record. Gene Ontology annotation, cellular component: nucleus; cytosol; mediator complex. The coding region runs from base 33 to 968 and encodes 311 amino acids. NCBI's taxonomy places the organism in Eukaryota, Metazoa, Chordata, Actinopteri, Pleuronectiformes, Soleidae. Gene Ontology annotation, molecular function: RNA polymerase II CTD heptapeptide repeat kinase activity; ATP binding; cyclin-dependent protein serine/threonine kinase activity. Gene Ontology annotation, biological process: protein phosphorylation.